AUGGAGACCUUAGUCUUUCUGUUUUCAUUUUCCGCCCUCGGCGUCCUCUAUGCCAUGAACACCAACCCGUGUUACAAGAUCCACUCUCUCCUCCCUCACAGGCCCGUCGUCAUCCUGGAGGUCGGUGUGGCGGUGCUGCUGGUUGUGUUUCUCUUUUACUUCCUCAUCACUCGUGGAAACCCUCCUAAAGACGUCUUAUUCUUUGUUUUUGCUGAGUUUUCCUUCACAUGUAUCAUCGACCUGAUAAGUGCGCUGGAACAUGACGGCCUUAUAUCGGGCUUCAUGGAGUUCUACCAGAAGACGGGAGAGCCCUACCUGGGAACACCUUACGCCAUUAUGAUGUGUUACUGGGACGGGAUAGCACAUUUUAUCAUGUACCUGGUGAUGAUCAGCAGGAUUACAGACAGGAAGGCGUACCGAACCAUCGGCUUGUUUUGGGCGGGGUCUCUGUCGGCCAACAUGAGCGUGUUCAUCACCGGGAUAGUUGCAGGUAAAUAUGCGUCAGAGAUUCGUCCAGCCUUCUGGAUCAACUUCCUCUUCCUUUUGAUGCCUAUAAUUGGCGCCAUUACAAUAUUCAGGCGGCCCAAGGACAGACCGCUAAUCGGUGGAUACAACGCCAUGCACGCUCAGACCAUGAAGCUGAUCUGGCGUCCGAAGGAUAUGAUCCUGCUGCUGCUGCUCUUCGCCGCCAUGGCCUUCACCGUCCUCAGAGGCCUGGUGGCUCUGGACUCUCCACUGGAGGCCUGCUCGGCCUACCUGAAGCACUUUGAGCCCUACCUGAAGGAUCCUGUGGGCUACCCCAGAGUCAUGAUGCUGCACUUGUUUUUCUAUGGACUGCCUCUGUUGGGUGCCUUUUCUUACGGUCUCCUCAAGCCUGGGUGCACAUGGAUGUCAGACUGGACCAUGUUCUUCGCUGGAGCCAUGAUCCAGUGCCAGUGGGCCCACAUUGGAGGAUCCCUCCACCCUCGUACCACCGCUCCAUAUCGUAUCCCGAGCGAGACUUUCUGGUCUGUGCUGGUGUUCAACCUGCUCUACGCUGCCACUCCCAUCCUGGUGGCCUGUCGAGUUCACAGUAACCAGUAUUUCUUCCUGAAGAUCGCCCCCUUCCCGGGGCAGACAGGUUUGCCAAACAGCGAGGAGAAAGACACCAAGUACAAAGACAAGUAAUCCUUCUUCAUCUUCUCCGACCUUUAGAGGGAAUCUGACGACUUAUGACAUGCUGCCAUAUUUCUAAAUGCCAAAACACAAAGUUAUUUUGCUGAGGGUCUUUGGGUUUAGCACUUUAAAAUGUUCGUUUCCUUAAGUCAUGCAUUCAGUGAAAAAUCUGUGUAAUGUUGUUGCCAUGUUUGUGGACUGGCUCAAAAUAAAGGCAUUACAUGUGAGUCAUACAAUUUGUUGAUCCAGCCCUGUUUUUAAC
Molecule: messenger RNA, 1417 nt
Organism: Labrus bergylta (ballan wrasse)
Lineage: Eukaryota; Metazoa; Chordata; Actinopteri; Labriformes; Labridae
Source: RefSeq, a predicted model, not a curated record